UCCAGGCUUCAUGUUUGUUUGUGUUCCGGUUGCGCCCGCUGCUUUGCCACGUGCGUGUCGACUACGUCCCCGAAGCACGUCAAUUGUCAUAUGCUGCAAUGGGAUUAUCAAGCAGAUUAUUGAAGAAGCUGUACGAUUACGGAGACAGUUUUCUGGAUGACAGGGACGGAAUCACCCGGUCAGAUGCAUCCAAGCUUGGCCAAAAGAAAUCAAGACGCUCGAACACCGAUAAGCGUAGAAAGUGCACCACUGCAGCAACGAAGCUUACCGAGAUAGAGCGCAUGAGAUUGGAACUUGGCCUUGACGACGCUUGCGAUGAGCCAGCUGCUGACGCACAGACAGAGCCAGCACACGAAGAUCGAGUGCCUAUAGUAGUAUUCAAAGAUCCUACGAAACGGAAGGCAAACAAACGUAAGCUUGAGGAGAAGAACACUUGCAGUAACGUGCAUCAGGAUGUGAAUGAAAUAAGCUUCAAGAAAGCAAGACAUGAUGUUUUGAAGUUUGGCAUCAAAGGCUUGGAAAAACCCAAACAAGAAGAAGCCAAGAUAGCUCUAGCUGUGCAGCUUGGAGCCAAGCCACCGAAGAACAACUACUUGAAUUACAAGGAGCUCAUUAAUGACAGAAAAGACAAAAAAGUGAAGGAACGGGAAGAGCGAAUUCUGAAUGCAAGGAUGGGUCUGAAGCCCAAAAGGCAAGGAAAUGUCAGGCAAAGGAAAACAAGCCGUGCACAACAUGAAGGUGUGCAUUAUGUCAGUAAAGAGUUGCUAUCACAAGUAAAGCACAAAAUAGCAAAGUCAAAGUAAGCUGCUUGUACAUAUGGUUAAUAAAAUUUGUUUUAUUUGUACAAAUG
Molecule: messenger RNA, 850 nt
Organism: Dermacentor silvarum
Lineage: Eukaryota; Metazoa; Arthropoda; Arachnida; Ixodida; Ixodidae
Exons: 6
Coding region: 99-803 (234 amino acids)
Source: RefSeq, a predicted model, not a curated record